This is a messenger RNA of Pangasianodon hypophthalmus (striped catfish), 1050 nucleotides long. RefSeq names its product trace amine-associated receptor 13c-like. The transcript has a single exon. Gene Ontology annotation, molecular function: trace-amine receptor activity. Bases 1 to 1050 code for a protein of 349 amino acids. Lineage: Eukaryota; Metazoa; Chordata; Actinopteri; Siluriformes; Pangasiidae. Gene Ontology annotation, biological process: G protein-coupled receptor signaling pathway. The record is from RefSeq and is a predicted model, not a curated record. Gene Ontology annotation, cellular component: membrane.
AUGCCAGAAGCUCUAAAUUCAUCUUUACUAGAAGAAGCAGAUUUGAAAACGUACUGUUUUCCUAACUCAAAUGUCUCGUGUGUGAAAGCCUCUUACAACAUAGCAACUAAAACUGUGUUAUAUUUCGUACUGGUGUUUGCAAUGACUAUUACUAUUCUAGGGAAUUCUGUGGUCAUCAUCUCCAUUGCUCAUUUUAAACAACUUCACACACCUACAAACAUUUUGGUGAUGUCUUUAGCUCUGGUGGAUCUGCUUCUGGGAAUCACAGUCAUGCCGUUCAGCAUGACCAGGUCCGUGGAUGGCUGCUGGUACUAUGGUGAAGAAUUGUGCUUUUUACACUCUAGUUUUGACAUGUUCCUCACAACUGCAUCGAUCUUCCAUCUGAUUUCUAUUGCUACAGAUCGAUAUGAAGCUGUAUGCUAUCCACUUCAGUACCCUACAAGAGUAACUAUACCUGUUGCAUGGCUUAUGGUAGCUAUAAGUUGGACUGCAGCUGCAGUGUAUUCUUAUGGUCUCCUGUGUUCAAAAGCAAAUCUGGAAAACUUAGAAGAAUACAUCGCAUCUAUAAGCUGCCUGGGAUAUUGUGGCCUUUUGUUCAAUGCACUAUGGGCAGCAUUGGAUGCAUGUAUAUGUUUCUUUGUACCAUGCUCUGUUAUGUUUUGUCUGUAUGCACAAAUAUUUUUCAUUUCCAAGAAACAUACAAGAAAAAUUGAGGGUGUGAAGCAGGGCAGAAAUGAUGUGAACUUAACCAAGUUUUCGCAAAGAGUGAAACAUGAGAACAAAGCAGCAAAAACUCUUGGUAUUGUUGUAGGAGCCUUCAUUUCUUGCUGGAUGCCAUUUUUUGUCACCUCGCUACUUGAUCCUUAUAUUAACUUUGCCACUCCAGUAGUUCUUUUUGAUGUGUUUGUCUGGUUGGGUUACAUUAAUUCCACUUUAAACCCCAUCAUAUAUGGACUUUUCUAUCCUUGGUUCAGGAAAACACUGUAUCUCAUUGUUACACUAAAAAUAUUUGCCCCUCACUCAUCUGACAUAAAGGUUUAUGCAGCAUAA